Molecule: messenger RNA, 1746 nt
Organism: Cynoglossus semilaevis (tongue sole)
Lineage: Eukaryota; Metazoa; Chordata; Actinopteri; Pleuronectiformes; Cynoglossidae
Product: protein phosphatase 1 regulatory subunit 12B-like
Exons: 7
Coding region: 223-771 (182 amino acids)
Cellular component (GO): cytoplasm
Molecular function (GO): enzyme inhibitor activity; phosphatase regulator activity; protein kinase binding
Source: RefSeq, a predicted model, not a curated record
AGCUCACUCUAGUUCUGUUCAUAUGUAAUGCUCCUCCGUCACAUGUGGAUUACACUUGAGAGGUGCUGACUUUAAAUGAGGAAAGAUGAGAACUUACAACUAAAUUUAAGACAUAUAUUUACAUUUAUACAUAUUCACAGUUAGAUUAGAUAGUUUGCUGUAAUUCCCAGUACUUUGGCUCUAUUUUUUACUGUAUGUUAAGGUUUAAUCAGCUCUGGAAUAAUGUCAUCAGUAUUAUCCCACAACAAAGAUCAACCAGCGAGCAGAAAAACUCUUUCUGACUCCGCUCUACCUCCAACCUCAGCAUCGACCAGGAGCCUCAGGCAUGAGAGGCUGUCCAGACUGAGUUCCUCAGGACCGGGUGAAGUCUUCACCGCUGACACAAAGACCAACCACGCCGAGUCCUACUUCAAACGCAGAGAGAACAGACUGUCGUCGAGAAAAAAGGCAGAAGAAGAGACAGAGAAUGAUUAUAAAAAGAUGUAUGAAAAGGCUGUGGCCACCAACCAGAGGCUGAAGUCCAGACUGGAAACCAGUAAACAGGAGCUUGUCAUGAUUCAGGACCAACUGCAGAGAACUCAGAAGGGCAGAGUGAAAGACUCUGACUCCACCAUGCUGGAGGCAGAAAAACUGGAAAGUUGGAGUCUCAAGAAGAGGAUCACAGACAUGGAAGAACAGCUGAAGAUUAAGUCAGAGCUGAAGAUGGAGAAUCAGAGGCUGAAGGAUGAAAAUGGAGCUCUGAUCCGUGUCAUCACCAAACUGUCUAAAUAAGACUAGAGAUUCCAGAGGCCUGAUCUAUUUAUCACUGAAAUGUAUGCCUUCAGUUACAUUUAUUCUAUGAUUAAACAAACAGUUCUGUAGAGGCGUCUUGAUAUUAAACCAUAAUCAGACCUGCAGAGUCACAGCCCAGCUUUUCCUUGUCUACAUAUGGGCACGGAACGCUGCAUAUAAUAUGUUCACCUAGGUAUUACCAUGGAAACUGCAAUGCUCAGUGUGUUUUUUAUACACACCCGGGAAGACGCUCUGAACAAUCAGCAGCAGACGGUGAUGGAGGAUCAGCUGUGGUGUGAAAGGUCACUGGUCCAUCGAUGAGUUGGCAGAUUUACCUCGACCUCUGACAUGUGUGAUGUUGGAGAGUGGAGUACAUCGCUGAACAAAAGACAAGAGAAUAGAAUAAUUUGGAUGAGUGAAAUCACAUUAAUAAAAGUCAAAGUCAAUAAUCACAUCGAGUUGGGGUUCAAUAACCAUAAACAGACAAACUUUAACCGGCAAACAAAGAUUUGAAACAUUCUGCUGGAGUGAACAAUGACAUAAUCCAAAAAUUAUGAAUUUUGUGUCUAAAUUAAUGCUAAAAAACCCGCAAACUUUAAUAUAAAAAUAAAUGAUGAACAUUGAAUACGUGCCUUGACAGAUCCAACGGCGUUUCUUCACAUCAAGCUGUGUGUGUGUGUUGACACAAGACAUCUGAAACGAAAAGAACAUUCAUCAUUCCAUUAUCAGCCAGGACCAGGGGUGUGCAACCUGUGGCCCCAGAGCCACUCGUGACACUCAUUUAUAUCAGACCACUAUUACACUAGUAUUUUGUUUUUUGUUUUGUUGUUUUCAACAUAAUGUCACUAUCUUCUUAACUCGAGAUCAGGUGUGGAAUCCUUAAGCAGUGCAGCAGUGUUGAGUUCAGGUCAUUGUACAUAAUUGCAGUCAUUGUGUAAUGAUAAUAAUAAUAAUAAAUACAUAUACAUAUACAAA